AUGAUUGCAAGCAACGAUACAAAUCAUGGUCAUAGUACUGAGGAUCGAUCCGAUGUGAAAAUCGGGGAAAUGAACAUUAAUACGUCUCUCACCUAUCGUCUUGACGAAAGCGACUUACUCGAUGUCCUGUUCACUUCCAACGCGAAUCAUAUGAACUUGAUUGAUCAUCUAUUGGGUUGUGCCUAUGGACAAGCGUUGGGUGAUGCUUAUGGUCUAUCAACUGAGUAUCAGAAACGUUGCGCAGUGGCGGACACUUAUCCAGAUGCGACUCAACUGAUUCCAUUUCCGAAUUAUGUUCAAAGUCAGCAUUCUGGUCGAUGGAUACGUGGUGAUUGGACGGAUGAUACAGAUCAGUGGUUGUUACUCAUGGAAACAUUGAGCGAACACGAUGGUGAUGUGAAAAUCUUUGCAAGAAAAUUGAAUAUGUGGAUUCGACAUGGAUUUCCUGAAUUGGACGAUUUCGGCGGUUUAGGAUUGGGUGUCAAUGUAGCUAAGGUUGUUCAAACAGAAGGCUUCUAUGAAAAUCCAUGGGAGGCUAGCCGUAACGCUUGGGAGAGCACCGGAAGACAAGCAGCACCGAAUGGUGCUGUUAUGAGAUGUUCUGCAUCUGCUGUCGUCCAUUACAAUAACAUUGACAAGAUGAAAUCAACAGCUAUUCAAAUGUGUCAAACGACUCAUUUCGAUCCACGAUGUGUCGCAUCAUGUGUAGCAGUAUGUCUCGCCAUUGCUUACAUCAUUCAAUCUCCUGACGAUGAUCUAGAAUCACUCAUUGGUCGCGUUCAACAAGAGACCUUGGCCACAUUAGGUGAUGCUCUGUUACCAAUCUAUCGAGAAGAAUUCCUCUGGUAUACCGGUCAAGAUCGAACCUUGGAUGAUCUUCGUCUCGACGAUGACAAGGUCAUUGGUUAUACUUUUAAAUGUUUAGCUGCUGGUUUCUAUGGUUUAAGAUCGACACGUUCCUUUCAAGAGACACUGAACGAUCUGAUUCGGCAGGGAGGCGAUGCCGAUACCAAUGGAGCUAGUGAUUCAUAUAAUAAUCAUAAUAAUAAAAAAUUUUAA
Rotaria sordida is the source of this 1059-nucleotide messenger RNA. The record is from the annotation of a GenBank genome assembly. Lineage: Eukaryota; Metazoa; Rotifera; Eurotatoria; Philodinida; Philodinidae.